Molecule: messenger RNA, 429 nt
Organism: Malassezia restricta
Lineage: Eukaryota; Fungi; Basidiomycota; Malasseziomycetes; Malasseziales; Malasseziaceae
Product: small subunit ribosomal protein S10e
Exons: 1
Coding region: 1-429 (142 amino acids)
Cellular component (GO): cytosolic small ribosomal subunit
Molecular function (GO): structural constituent of ribosome; RNA binding
Source: RefSeq, a predicted model, not a curated record
AUGAUCAUCUCGAAGCAGAAUCGCCGCACUAUCUACAUGGCCCUCUUCCAGGAGGGCGUGCUUGUCGCUCCCAAGAACUUUGAGAUUAAGCACCCUAACCUGGACGUGCCCAACCUCGAGGUGAUCAAGGCCUUGCAGUCGCUCGACUCGAAGGGCUACGUGCACACGCAGUUCAGCUGGCAGUGGUUCUACUACGUGCUCACCGACGAGGGUCUCGAGUACCUCCGUGAGUACCUGCACCUGCCCUCGGAGAUUGUGCCCAACACGCACAAGCAGCCCGCCCGCCCUCAGCGCGCUCUGAUGGGUGACCGCGACGGCUUCCGCGGCCGUGGUGGUGGUGACCGUGAGUACCGCCGCCGUGGUGACUUUGACAAGAAGGACGGCGCGCCCAGCGGUGACUUCCGCCCUCGCUUCGGUCGCCGCGAGUAA